AUGGCCCCCGGGCAGGGCGGCAAGAGGAAGCGCAACGAGCGCUCGUGGUCUGGUGAUUCAGCGAACAACAACGACGGGUUGCGACCUUCUCCUCAUCGCCCCGGCACGCUCAACAUGGCUCAGCAUCCUGUCCAACAGGGAUAUCAAUCAAGCCCAUCACGAGAUCAUGAUAACCGCAACCGAGGACGUCGAUAUUCAGGCCGUGGCGGAGGCAGUCGAGGCGGGUUUCGUCGGGGCUCUUUUGAGGGGCAGAAUUUUUCAAAUCCGCAGCGCAGAGAACCCAGCGCAAUGUCUCCUCCACCACGCGCCCAGUCGAGAGAAGCCACAGAGACCUCACAAUCAAAUAGUGAACCUCCAGCAGCUCAACCGACACCUUCCCCGGCACCGAACACUCCGGCUUCGCAGCCGCAACAACAACCUCCAUCACAACCUGAAUUCGAGACCUCCGUCGCUCCUCCUGCCAUCCCUCCUCCUCCUUACAAUUACGAGUACGUGACGGACAGCGCCGUGGAAGAAUGGGCAGCCUCCGGACAAAAGCAAGUCGUGGAAGAAGGAGCGGCCGCUCGCCUGCAAUCUGAUUCCCACCGUCUGGCAGCGGUUUAUCAAGAACUCAUUCGCUCUGCGAUCUACGGUCGACUUCCGCCAUCGAAUGCAGGGACUGCCGUGAAAGAAAUCCUUGGUGAAGACACAGCGUCCGAAGAUAUGGAAACGGAAGGUGAAACAUGGAAAGCUUCAACUUCAGAGCUCGACCCACGUUCGUUGUUCCUCGAUACUCUCUCGAUUAUGACGGACGCCGAUACGUCCAACCCUGCUCUGAAACCACUCGUUUUUGCGACUGCCAUUCCGCCGGCACUUAUGCGUCUCCAGCUUGAUACCCCUCUUCUGCAGUCGUUGGGCCUGGUACGGGAAACGUUUGCACGGAUGGGAAUCCGCAAGCAGACAAACCUGCUCUACCGACAAUCGAACUAUAACUUGCUCCGAGAAGAGUCUGAAGGAUAUUCCAAACUUCUCACUGAACUUUUCACUACAAGUAACAAUGAACCUCCAUCAAGCGAAGUGGUCGAGGAUACCUUCGAGAGGGUGAAAGCGAUGAUCGGUGCAUUUGAUAUGGACGUUGGUCGCGUGCUGGACGUGACCCUGGAUGUCUUCGCGGCUGUGCUCGUGAAGCAGUACCGGUUCUUCGUGAAACUACUGCGAGCCAGCUCUUGGUGGCCCAAAGAAAACUUUCUCCGCUCCCUUGACGGGCCCCAGCUCAAUUCAGGACUACCUAGCUGGGCUCUUCCAGGGUCAAUUGGUUGGGUUACUACAGAGGAUGAGCAAGUCAGAAUCGCAGAAUCGAAUGAACAGCGUGAUCGUGAUUUCUGGGAUCGAGCACGUCAACUGGGAAUUCAGGCUUUCUUCGAGAUCGGGCGCAAGCCACUCUCUGAGAAAGAAAAGCAACAGGCACUCCCGGAAACCAACAACUUGUCCGAAGAAGAGGCAGCGACACGGAUCUGGAUUGAGGAGACUGGUACACUGCCACCAAAGGGUAAUCGCGUGGCCGCUCAACUCCUUGGUUUCAAGCUACGGUUCUAUUCUUCCUCCGCUCGUUCCAAGGCGGACUCCCUUCCCAACAACCUCAUCUUCCUGGCUGCAUUACUUAUCAAAGUUGGCUUCAUAUCUCUCCGAGAUCUAUAUGCUCAUUUAUGGAGGCCCGAUGAAACCAUGGACGUUCUUAAGGCCGAGAAAAUGGCGGAAAAGGCCGAAAGAGAGAAGGCUGCUAGACCCGGAGGUGGUAUAAAUGCCUUGAUGCUGGCAGGGGCUCUGUCCGACGAUACAAUUCCAGCUCCUCGGAUUCGUGAAACGGAGUCGCGAAUGGCUACACCAUCGAAAGACCAGGAGACCGACAAACAAUCCACUGCAAAAUCUGAAAAUGAGCUUCCUGACCCCUCCGAUCAAAAAGUGUUACUUCUAAAGAGUCUCUUAGCCAUUGGCGCUAUUCCAGAGUCAUUAUUCAUCAUAAGCCGUUUUCCCUGGCUGAUGGAUGGUUACCCUGACCUUACCGAGUUCAUCCAUCGCAUUCUGCAUCACUCUCUAAGCAAAGUCUAUUCAAAGUUACGGCCCCUGGCAUCUAUGGAGGGUCUGCCCGGCGAGAAACAAAUUUUGAGCGCUGACCAGGCGGGUGUAGCCAAGGGGCAACUCCGUCUUGUUCAGCCUCCCCCGAAGCGAGCUUUGCGAUGGGCACAACUGGACAAGGAAGACAUUGAUGAGGGAAUCGCAUACCGGUUCUAUUGGGACGACUGGGCAGAUAACAUUCCAGUCUGCCAGUCCGUUGAUGAUGUGUUCGCAUUAUGCUCAUCAUUCCUCAAUCUCUCGGGUCACAAAAUUGGCGAGGAUGCCUCUCUGCUCACGAAGCUUGCGCGCAUUGGUAAAGAUAGUCUGGCGAAUGACAGUUCAGAUGGGAAUAGGACUCGCUGGCGGGAUCUAUGCAAACGCCUCCUACUGCCAGCUGUCAGCUUGACCAAGGCGAACCCCGGCGUGGUGAACGAGGUAUUCGAUCUUAUCAGUUUCUUCCCUCGCGAGGUUCGUUACAACAUGUAUGCCGAAUGGUAUUCGGGCCAAACAUCGAGACUCCCAGAUAUCAAAUCAGCAUUUGAUCAGGCCCGAGCGGAGACUAAGGAUGUUCUCAAGCGCCUGAGCAAGACCAACAUUCGGCCCAUGGCUCGUUCUCUGGCAAAAAUUGCCUACGCCAACCCCGGAAUUGUUAUUCACGUUGCGAUUAGUCAAAUUGAAUCCUACGAGAACCUUAUUGAGGUUGUCGUGGAAUGUGCUCGCUAUUUCACCUACUUGGGCUACGACAUUCUAACCUGGUCUCUCAUCAAUUCUCUCGGCCAGAAAGGUAGAAGUCGCGUGCAGGAGGGUGGUUUGCUCACAAGUCGAUGGUUAAAUGCUCUGGCCACAUUUGCUGGCCGAACUUUCAAGCGAUACUCUGUUAUGGACCCGACGCCUCUUCUGCAGUAUGUCGUGGAACAGUUGCGGCGAAAUAACUCUACCGACCUCAUUGUGCUGGAGCAGAUGAUCAGCUCGAUGGCUGGGAUUAUUACCGACACCAACUUCAAUGAUGCCCAGAUCCAAGCUAUGGCUGGCGGCGAAGUUCUUCAGUCGCAAACUAUCCUCCAGCUUUUGGACAAGCGUCAUGAAUCGAAAACCACCUCCAAGCGACUGUUGAAGUCAUUGACUCACACACGACUUGCAGGUCAGCUACUGGUUGCAAUUGCCCAGGAACGGCUGACUUGUGUCUUCAACGAGUCGUCCUCGGAGCUCAAGCUUCUUGGCAAUAUUUUCGACGAAAUUCAUCGUAUUCUGACGCAGUACCUUGAUUUGCUGCGCAGCAACCUCACUACUGACGAGUUUGACUCUUUUGUUCCCGACUUCGUCUCUCUCAUUAAGGAUUUUGGUAUCCAACCAGAGAUUGCUUUCUGGAUCAGGCGCGCUAGUGUUUCUCGCAAGAUCGCCGAUGUGGACGAAUCGAGGCGGGCGGAAGAGGCAUCUUCGAAGGAAAAUGCUGAGAAUGCCGAAAAUACCACUCCUGUCUCUCAGCGGAAUGACGAGAACGUGAUGGACGUGGCAGACGACGAAGAGCUGCCUUCCAAAUCGGUAGACACCCCGGUCGAUGAUUCAAUGGAUGUCGACAAAGAAGACCAGCCCACAAUGGUUCCUUCAAUUCCCAGCAACAUUAGUCCAUUGGUCGCCAACCCUGUCAUGCAGGAUCUGAUUGAGAACGUAAAGUCUGCCUUGCCGGCCGAGACUUGGGAGGUUGUCGGUCCUCAUUUUUAUGCAGCUUUCUGGCAGUUGUCUCUCUAUGAUGUGCACAUCCCUGAAAAGUACUACGAAGAGGAGCGUGGACGGCUUCGAAAACGGGUCACUGCCAUUAACAGUGAUCGGUCCGACAUCAGCAUGGCUGGAACACAGCGGAAGGAACGUGAGAAGAAGCAGCUUGUUCAGCUCCAAGACCAACUUCUAGCGGAGCUGAAGAUUCACCUGGAUGCGUAUGGACACACUCGAACUCGACUGCAGAAAGAAAAGGACCAGUGGUUUGCCGGCAUGCGGCUUAAAAGUGAUGCUUUGAAUGUUGCUCUGCUGGAGCAGUGCUUCAUUCCGCGGCUGCUUCUCUCACCUAUCGAUGCUUUCUUCUGUUUCAAGAUGCUCAAAUUCCUGCACAGCGCCGGAACGCCUAACUUCCGUACUGUCGGUUUGAUCGACCAGCUCUUCCGCGAACAACGACUCACUGCACUGAUCUUCCUGUGCACCUCUAAGGAGGCAGAUAACCUUGGCCGAUUCUUGAAUGAAAUUCUGCGGGAUCUGACCAGAUGGCAUGGUGACAAGGCUGUCUAUGAGAAGGAGGCAUUUGGUGCCAAGAAGGACCUGCCUGGGUUUGCCAAGAACGUCGACCCUGAAGGAGUACCAGUCACCUUCUUGGAAUUUGAGGACUUCCGUCGCCUUCUUUACAAAUGGCACCGAUUGCUCUUCAGUGCACUCAAAAUUUGUUUCAAAGGUGGCGAGUACAUGCAUAUCCGGAAUGCCAUUAGUGUUCUCAAGGCAGUUGUGCAGCAUUUCCCUGCCGUCAACUGGAUUGGUACGCAGAUGCUGGAAUGUGUCAACGACCUUAGCAAUAAUGACGAAAGGGACGAUGUAAAGAUUCCUGCCGCGUCGUUGAUCGGCGAUCUCAACCGCCGGUCAAAGAAGUGGAUGCUCCCGCAAGAGUUCAACAUGGUCAAAAACAUGUCGGAGGGUGGUCAGUUCAAGUCAGGAUCCCAACCGCCUGUCGAUCAGACUGGCACUCCAAAGCCGCAAUCAUCGGACUCGUUGCCAUUGAAUGGUGCUGCCACAGAGUUCAAGCCGGGUGUUCAGAUUGCCAUGGGAAUCUCGAGAUCUGAAAAAGGCGAUGUUGAGGAUGGUGAAAUUGAAGAUGCUAAAAUGGCUGAUGUUGCGUCUGUGAAGGGAACAGAUGAGCCUAAAGUGGCAACCCCAUCCCAUACCGAGCCGACAGCAGGCACUGACGCGGCAACUUCUCCCGAUGCUAUGGAUAUCAGUACUGAUGGUGCAGACCAGCGCGCGCGACCAGGCUCUCGGGCCUCUGAUUCUGGUCGACAGCCCGAUAUUCCCAAGCGACCAGAUGCUGAGCGCUCUACGCCGGCUGUGAACCCGCGUGCACAAGCUCGUCUUCCUCGCCAUAGCAAUGACAACCGGCUUCCUCCGCGCCCCGAUAUCAUGGAUGAUCGACGUGAAAGACUUCCUGAAUUCAACCCGCGUAACCGUCAUGCAGGGUCCUUUGAUGGCCCUGUGAACGACCCUCGAGGCCAUGGACGUUUGAACGAGCGUGAUCGUGACUUCGCGAUGAGAUCCCUACCCGACGAUCCUAUGCGUGGGCCGCCCUAUAGAGAAGGACGCAUUCCUCGAGAUCCAGACUGGCAAGCCGAUCGACCUGGACGUAUGCGCCAUGAGCCCUUCCAUGGCCGGGACGGUCCUGUCCGUGGUGAGCUCAUGCCCGACUUCCCCGGUCGUCCAGGUGAUGGUCCUCGUCGUGGAGAACCUAUGCGACCGGACAAGGAGGAUCGCCGCCCCUAUGCUGGACGCGGUCUAUCACCACCAGUGUCCGAUUUGCCUACCCGUCCCGAACGUUUCCCUGAAGACCGACGGUCUGGCAGCUUCUCUCAGCCAGGUCCUCGCCAGGAUGAAUUUCCCAGAGGACCUCGUAUAGACCCGAGAGAGGGCCUGGGCCCGGAUUCCAGCCACGGUCGAUUACGCCAGGCUGAGCCUCCUUCCGAUAUUCCAUCUGGACCUCGAGGUCGGGGUCGACGCAAUCCCUCGUCACAGCAAGCAGCACAGAACUUCAGCAAUGGCAAAGCACCAACUCCCGACCGUCAGCUUGCAGCUAGCUCAGGCCGUCAGGGUGGCGGACGAGGUGGCCCUUCUCAGCCUCCUCCCUCAACACCUGGCUCUAGCGAGGAACGUCUUAAUGCCUCCGGGAUACAUCCUGAUCGAUUGAACCUUUUCAAUGAGUCAACACCUCAACAAGCAUCUGGGAUGGCUAUGACACCUCCCUCAGGGCCCCGCAGCGGGAUGGCCCAGCCAUCUGGACCUCGAGGACCCGGUGGAGAGCGCGGGCGUAGUGACAAACGGUUCGCUGGUAUUAACAAUAUGCUUCAGCAGACUAACGGUCCUCCCGAGCGCGGAAAUGCUGUUCCUCCUGUCCGUGGACGGGGCGUCAACCGACAGUCGACCGUGUCCAAUACCGACUCGCCCCAGGCUCCAAUCCGCGCUCCCACGGGUCCCGCUUCUGAGGAUGACGGUUCCUCUCGCAUGCGGCCUGAUGGCCGAGGUGACUUGAUGGACGACGUCGCUGCUGUUUCCACUCCCGACAAUCGUCGUCCAGGCCGAACCAACGACCGAGACAACCGAAACCGUGACCGAAAUCGAGAUCGUGACCGCGAGCGCGAUCGUCGUGGCGGGAAUCCCGAAGAGGAUGCCAACAGCACUGGCCCUCGCCGCGAGGACCGUCGUGACCGUGAGCGAAGCCGCCGCAGUGAUAUCGGCAGUGCCGGGCCUGGUCGCGAGGAAAAAGAGCGUGACCGACCAAGUCAUGGUGAGUCCCGCGAGGCUCUGCGCCGAAAUCCCAGCACCCGCGAAGAAAACCGACGCCGAGACCGACGAGAUCGGGAUGACGGACCGCCGGAGAUGGGAGGACCUGCCCCCAACACCAGCAAUACCAAUGAGAAUGAAGGCCGUCUCCGUCCUCCAACCUCCAUGGGAGCUCCACCUCCCCCGCCGCCACCUCCACCUCCUCCUAUACCUGGCGACGAGACGAAUAACACUACUCCUCGUCGUUGGGGCCCUGGCGGAGACCGUGGCCAUCGCCCCGACAACCGAGACCGAGAACGUGAGCGCCGAGGCGACCGCGGCCGUGAUCGCGAUCACCAUCGCGAGAGCACCGGCAGUACUGGCACUGGGCAUCGCAAACGCGGACGUCCUAAUCCCGAAGAGAAUCCCGGUGGUGAGGGUAACCCCCGUGGUCCCAGGCUGGGAAGUGAGAUCAAGCGUCCCCGGCGGGGCGCAUGA
Molecule: messenger RNA, 7098 nt
Organism: Penicillium macrosclerotiorum
Lineage: Eukaryota; Fungi; Ascomycota; Eurotiomycetes; Eurotiales; Aspergillaceae
Product: putative THO complex component (Rlr1)
Exons: 2
Coding region: 1-7098 (2365 amino acids)
Biological process (GO): mRNA processing; mRNA export from nucleus
Cellular component (GO): THO complex part of transcription export complex
Molecular function (GO): mRNA binding
Source: RefSeq, a predicted model, not a curated record